Chilo suppressalis (striped riceborer) is the source of this 1003-nucleotide messenger RNA. NCBI's taxonomy places the organism in Eukaryota, Metazoa, Arthropoda, Insecta, Lepidoptera, Crambidae. The record is from the annotation of a GenBank genome assembly.
CACGGCUUACCUACAUUUUCUAUCCUACUCCCACGCCUUGGUGUGCCGUAUUUUUUCUCUCUCCCUAGCUUCACUAGAGCGCGGAAAGAUUGCGCACUACGAAUAUUGUGGGUUAUGUUGUGUGACACAGUGACAGUUGCACUUGACCUAUGUUGAUGUAAACAAGUGUGUGCUGCUAAUUGAUUUUGGUUUUCAAUUGUUAUUUUAAUAAAAGCGUGAUCUAGGUACUCAUUUUGUGCUCGCAAUGAACGAGGACGAAUAUGACAAGAACAAUGAGAAUAACAAAGAUUUAAUGAUUUUGUUAGCAAAAAGACGAAAAUUAAUAAGCUUGCGAGAUACGAUAAAUUGUCGUUACCCAAAAGUUGACGACGGAAAUGAUAAUAUGGCAUCGGACAAACCUAACACUCAAUUUUCAUCAACUACGGAGAUUUCAAUUACUCCGCCACCAUUUUCACCACUUACUCCUCGAAUGAAUGUAAAAACUAACCAAGAAAACAAAGAACAUGUAUCUUAUACUGACAGUCCAUUGACUUACGUGCACUCAACUUCUUCACCAACUAAGAAUCAGCUGAAUGGAUGCAAUCCAGAUACACCAUUGCCACUCAUUCUUGCUGAUAUAACAGCUGUGAAUAUAGUACAGAAUCAAUAACACCACCUAUUCCAUGUUUUGUCCAUACAGUUGAAAAUGGUUCAAGAGCAAAUUUCUCGCCUAACCCAAGUAUGUAUUCAGAAUUUCAAACAACUGUGAUUAGUUUAGAACCGCAUUCAUCGUUUAUUCCAUGUUCGACUCCAGAAACUCCAACAGCUCUCAAUAAUGUAGAACAGGAUUCAUCGCCUCUUCCGUGUAUGUCUCCUGAAACUCAGAAGCUUUUUGAUGUCCUUACUGAACCAAAUAUACUUGAAAAUCAUUCACGCGAUUAUAUUGAACACAACUAUGAAAACAGUGAUGAUAGUGUUGCUGAUCCAAACUUUGAAAUUAGUGAUUUAAAGGACUGUGAAUCAA